AAUUGUCAAAUAUUUCACCCUUAUUCUCUUCUCAUUUAUUAAUUUGUGGGAUGUAUUUUUUUCUUUUCUUUUUGUUUGUUUUGACCUAAAUGGGAAAAAAUUUACUGUCAAUUUAAACCCUUUUCUUAAUUUUUCAUCUCAAUUUGAUAACCUUUUGCUUUUGAUUUCUCUCCUUUUUGGUUGAUUGUAUUGGUGAGAUGAUGUUAGGCUGUUAGUGCUAAUGGGUUUAAUCUAUUUUAUUGUUUCGUGUGGGUUUGGAUGACUUUGGAUAUUGGAUUGUGCCUGUGUGGUUGCCGAGAAAUGGUUCGGGUAAGGUGCUUUGUAGAGUUUUUGGGUAUGUUUGGCUGCUGAGAAAUGGGUCUUGGAACUUGUUUGCAUGGUGGGCGUGGCUUUGAACGGGUUUUUGGCGAAUUUUGUUUUUGAUUUCUUUCCUUUAUGUUCUACCGUAUGGGUAAGAUGAUGUCAGUUUCUAUGAUUUGAAUAUAUUUUAUCACUUUGUGGUGUUGGAUGAGUUGGGGGUGUCAGGCUAUGGUCUGUUUGGUUGCUAUGAAAUGAGUCGGGGAAGUUGGUUUUAUAGGUGGUGGGUGUUUUGAGUCAGUUUUGGGUGUGUUUGGCAGCUCAGAAAUGGCUAUGGAAACUUGUUUGCUUGCGCAAUAGGAGUAGUUUUUUUUGUCCUUUUCUAUUGUUUCAGUGUGUUAGUGAGAUGAUCUCAGUGGUGAUGAUUUUAAUCUAUAUUGUUUAUUUGUAUUGUUUUAGAGGAGUUUGGAUGUUGGAUUGCGUGCUGUUUGGUUCCUGAGAAAUGAUUGGGGAAGGGUUUUAUUUAUUUAUUUAUUAUUAUUUUUAUUUUUUUAGUUUUACAUUUUUCAUUUAGUAUGAGUUCUGACCAAGUUUGCAUAUGUUUCUUGCCAAGAAAUGGCUCUAGGAAGUUGUUUGCAUGGUUAGUGUAAUUUUGAAUGAGUUUGGCUGUGUUUGAUUGCUGAGAAAUGAGUAUAGGAAGUUGUUUGCUUGCAAGUUGGUGUGGUUUUGAAUCAGUUUGAGGGAAUUUAUUUUCUUUAACAACAUUUGCAGAUGAAAAUGGGAAACUUUAAUGAAAUUUGGAAAAUAAAAGGUGACACUUUAACUACAUCUGGAAAUGGAAUUGGGAGAAAUAAUAAUUUUGAUAGUUCUAGGAGGGAUUCUGUUUAAAAAUAAAUGUACAUUUUAGGGAACACAAUUGUGAAUUGUUUUCUGCGAAGUUUUUUGUUAUGAUGGUAGUUGGAACUUGCCACCAUUAUGCUAAUCAUAAUUCAUGGGAGAAAGAUUACGGUUAGUUGGAUUCUUGGAAAACACAGAGAAAGGGGAAAAAAUAGGAACAUAUAUCAAAUUCUCGGAAAAUGAAAUACAACAAAAAUUAUUUGAGGACUUCUGCAUUUUUUCAAAUACUUCAUUUUUCAUUUAAAAUGCUAAUAAAGUUGGAGAAAUACUGAAAAAAGAAAUUUAUUGAGUUCAAACUUGUUUUAGUUUUAUUUUUCUUUCCCAUUUACCUCCAACUUCCCUUUCCCACUUGCAAUUUCUGAUGUCCAAAUAAAGCCAUAAAAAUUAAAAAGGAGGAAAUUAUGAGAGAAUGUUGCAUAUAGAUGUAGCUUUGCUUGUUUGUAUUUUUUUCCCCUUUAGGCAAAACUGGGGCAAAAUCAUGAGUAAUGAAUGGGUAUUAUAAAAUUUCUUGUGAAGAGAUUUCAGGGUUUAUUAUUUUAUUUUAUAAAUUUUUUAAGACAUAUUUUGGGAUGUUUUACACUCAAUCAGCCUCUGUUUUCUUUAUUUUUCUGGAGGUAGAUCUUUCCAUCAUAGUCCUAAACCUCUUUUUAAGAUUAAAGCUUGACCUAAACACCCGAAAGCCUAUAGUAUUUGCAAUCCUCAAAAUUGUUUAUCCAAAAUACAGGUUUUGUUUCAUAAGGUUUUUGAAAUUAGUUCUCAAAAUUAGUUUUUGAUGAAUAAAAUUAGUUUUUAGGAACAAAAUUUUGUUUGGGAAUUCAAAUAUAAAAAACAAUUUUCCGGGUCUAUUCCCUGUGAAGAUAUUUUGCAAUUAUAGACAACACAAAAGCUCUCAGCUUAUUCUCCAUAUUUCUAAUUGAUACUAAGAAGUGAGAACACUCUGUAAAAAAAUCUGAAAGCACCUCAAACUUGUUAUUAAAAAUCACCUUGUUUUCAAAACAAAUUUUCAAAAAAUUGUUUUAAUAUGAACUUUGUCAAAUGUGCUUUUGAUGUUAGAAAGCCAUUUUAUUUUAAAGAACAGAAAACUAUUUUUAAAAACAGUUUCCGAAUAGUUCCUUAGCUAAUUAUUGUCUCUCAACUGUGCCUUUUUCUAUCUAUAUUUCAUUAGUAAACCCUGAAAUUAUUUUUCUUGCUGCACGAACUAAUUAUCGUAACCUUUUCUAAACAAUGGCCCACUAAUAGAGAGAUUCUGGAGAACAAAUUCAAGGUUUAAUUGCUGUAUUGCUUCUACAUUUGGUUCUGAUGUGUUGGUAAGAUAUAUGAGAACAUCUCUUCUAAAUCAUUGGCACUCAUAGAACUCCUUAUCCUUCUAAUGUACUUUUUAUCCAUAAUUAAAACAUCUGUCCAUUCUAAUAAAAAAAAAGUUAUUGGCACUCAUCAUUAUUGCCAACUAUUUGAAUAUUGAAGGUUUUUGUCCGUAUUUGCAUAAGAAGGUUUUUUUUCCCACACCCUUAUUAUCCUGAAACUUUGGCACAAAAUUUAUCACUAAAUAUUCUUAAAUAACUGUGGGAGUAUCAUUAAUUGUGUAUCUGUACAUUGAUCUAUCUUAGUUGGAAUUUGGUUCAACUAUUGUUGGAAAACUGGAACUUCCCAUAACAGCACUAUGUCAUUGCCUGAACUAAAGCAAUCAACUGCAUCUGUAUUUUCACUUUUCCUUGGAUAUCCUAAAUGUAAUGCUUUCUUCCCUUUUAUUUGCAUGUCUUUUUUUGGGGGGUAGUGUAAUAUAAUAUACUUGUAAUAACAAAUUUGUAGUGUCAGGUUAGUUGAAUAUUUUUCUUGCACUAAGUUAAUGAUAAUAAUAAUUUCUUUUUCCUCUGACUAAAGCAAUUUUCAUUUGUGCAGUCAAGACAGUAUAUAUAAUCUAUUAUACUCUCAAAUAGUUGUCACUUGAAAGGGUUCCAUGGCAGGUAAUAGCCUGCCAUCUCUGGGUCGUGUGAAACUCUGCGAUCUGAUUGCUUGUGAAGGCCUUCCUUCUGAUUCUUAUAAGUUAUCUGUGUCCACUUUGUCACAAUCACUAGCUCAGUAUUCUGCUGCUAUCAUUCAAUUUCCUUCAAGUGAUGGAGCCCUUCUAAGGUCUGGUUUGGAUUCUGCUCACCUCUACUUCCAUCAAAGAGCAUCUUACCCAGCUGCAGAUAUGAUCCAUAACAAUGAAUCUCGUGAGUGGUGCAAGACCUCUGGUUAUUAUGCAGAUCCGCAACAGUGGCAAGAAACCUAUGAUUUCAGACCAGGCUUAACUCCUCCAGAAUCAAAUAGUGGUUUGGAAUUCCCUCCAGCUGGUUUGCCAGAUAUAUUUUCUCUGCUUGGCAAAGCAGCUCGGGAUAUUCUGGAUGCUAUCAGCUUCUAUUUGAACUUGCGUAGCUCGCCUUUUACUGAAAUACUCGAUAAUGUUCCCUUGAGAAGUCGUGAAAUAUCAUCUUCUGUACUGUCUGUUUGCUGUUAUGGAAGGCCAUCCUUUCAGGGACCACAACAUCAUAAUUUAACUACCCAAGAGGAUGGCCAAUUAGUUAUGUUUUCUGAUCAUGAGCACCAAGUUGAUAAAAGCCUGAUAACACUUGUCAAGUCAGAUAAAGCAGGCUUACAUGUAAGAGACUUUCAUGGUCGUUGGGUUCUUGUGGAUGGGGAUCUUGGUCCCCAAGAAGCCAUUGUUUAUCCUGGACUUGCACUCUACCAGGCAACUGCUGGCUAUGUUGGCCCUGCACUACACCGAACAGAGAUUAGUAAUAUGCAGGGUAAUAUGUAUGGACGAUGCUCUCUAGCUUUCAAACUCAUGCCCAAAUCCAUGACCAGUCUCAAUUGUUCGGAGAUGAGGGCAGCUGGUCAUGGGGUUGAAGCUCAGUUUCAGCUUCCAGUACCAGUGGAUGACUUUAUGCAGAGAUCCCACCCCACUGAGCAACUUUUUAACAGAAACAAUUUCCCAAGUUUCAAUUUUCCUACAGCCCAAGAUGGAUCUAUGAAGCCCUUGAUGAGGAGGAGGAAGAAUAAUUCUAGAUGCAAACCUCUCCCACCUUCCAAGAGGUUACGACUAGAGGCACAAAGAGUUCUCAAGGAGAGAGUUCAAGAUAUUGCAGAUAAGAAGGGCAUCAAGUUGAGGUUCUGUAAUCUGAAGGAAUGUGAGAGUCACAUCCAUACACUUGACAGUCCUUGUGCCAAUACAAGAAUGGAGAUCGGGUGGCCACCAGGGGUUCCAUUUGUUCAUCCUCAUGAUCUACCAAACAAGGCAAAGAUUGGUUUUCUUGAAGCAUAUGAACCUGGUUGGACAGCCACUCAUGAUAUGGAGUUAAGUCUAAUAGAACCUGGACAGGCCAGUCAACACUCGGCUAACUGUAACUGAAUCAAUCUCCAUAACUUCUGAUGUGUGGCCACCCUUGAUCAGCUUGUGAUUAUUUGUAGCUGCUUGAUUCUCUCUCACCAUGGUUCUGAGACAUUGUCAUCCUCAACUGGAUAUCUUAUAUUCCUCAUCCUGGACUAGUUGGUGUGCCAUACUCUUGAGUUUGUCCUUCAUUCUCAGCUGACCUUACAGGGAAUCAUGACCCAGUAAUAGAUUGCUUGUAUUUAGAUGAUUUUGAGGGAACUUGGAUUAGUUUCUUGCAGUUUCCUCCGAACUAAUUGUGUUACAGAAUCACCAGGGAAGACUUACUUGUGGCUGACCUUUAUAAAUCCUCUGAAGUUUUGUACUAUGAGCUACACCACUCACCAACUCUGUUUGAAAGAGAGAACGGGAAUUGUUUGGAGAUCCUCACCUACUUGAGACACAUUAGUACAGGUUUUUGUUGCAAUGUUUUCUGCUUCGAUUGUCCCAACUGCUAUUUAUGGAGAAUGUGAGCUUACGGACUAAUAAGGGUUCGCAAUGUUUCCUAGUUGUACAAAUUUACCAGUACCGAUCUCUUUUGUUGGAUUGGUGACUAUCCGAUAUUUAAAUAUGAGAUGUGCUGUUUCUGAUGGUCGCACUUCCAUCAUGGUGUUUUUUCUUGGAUUUUCAUUAUUACUGUUUCUGACUGAUUUCUGUAUGAUGAUCCAUGGGAUUUUGAUAAUAAGCAAGUUUUACUACCUAUUCUGUUUCUCA
Molecule: messenger RNA, 5314 nt
Organism: Vitis vinifera (wine grape)
Lineage: Eukaryota; Viridiplantae; Streptophyta; Magnoliopsida; Vitales; Vitaceae
Exons: 3
Coding region: 3152-4582 (476 amino acids)
Source: RefSeq, a predicted model, not a curated record